GUAAACAAUGAAAUCAUGGACGUGUUACAAAUACCUCUUGUCAACUUAAAAUCCGUGUCCUUUUUGUAUAUAUAUAUCGAUGGUGAAUAACUUAAAAGAGUAAGUUUAAAGAGGAUGCGAUGUUAUGUAGUUAAGCCACUGUUUAUGGGAUGUAUCCAAGGAAUUUUCUAGCACUUAAAAAGUGUAGGCAUUUAAAUUUAAUUGAAGUGGCUUUUCGGACUCGGCUACACUACCAGAAGUGAGAGGUUGGGAUUAAAAAAUGUUUAAAAUAUUUUAUUGGGUUUGUAAGAUAAAAUUUGGUGUCGAAUGAAAGAUAAUUGAAUGGAAUAUAUGUUUGUAAACUUAAUUCUUAAUUUUAAAUAAAAUACCACAAAGGACAUCCGACCGAAUAGCAUUUGAUUUAGUAAUUUAGUCACAAUGAAUCAGGACACGCAUCCCCGCUGCCGCUCUAUUCGGACCCGGAUCCCUUUGGACUAAAUGCUAUUUGGAUGUCAUUUGUGGUAGUUAAUUUUUGAUAUACUGAAGAAUCAAGUUUAUUAACAUUUAGUCCAUUCAAUUAUCUUUCAAUUAAUACCAAAUUUUGUCUUACAAUAAUAUUUUUUAAUAAACCCGACCGAUUUAAAAUGUAAGGCGGGCUGUAAUACAUUAUGAAAAACUUGUGCGGGCAAAAAGAAAAUAGGACAGCACUUCUGCGGGCCAAAAGAAUAUAUGUCAGGGGGAAAGCUAUUAAUAAAAUAAUAAUAAUAAAGAGUUUUUCGUUACCUCGCGGGCACAAAGUGGGCCGUAUGUUGUGCAGGCCUGGCCUAGAGACCUAAUUGUUCUUUUACCAUACUGAGACCACGGGUUACGGGCUAUGCAGUAAUAUUUAAAAAUAUGGUAUUUAUUUUAGUGUCGCUCUCUGCCAAAUAUCCUAAUAGAUAGGCUAUAGUAUUAGGAAUUGGUGUACAGCGAUUGUGUAUGUUACUUAUAUGAAAUUAGUAAAACAAAGGAAGGUUGAACCUGAAAAAGAAACGCAAAUUGUAUAUUUUACUUAUAUGAAAUUAGUAAAACAAAGUAAGGUUAAACCUGAAAAAGAAACACAACAAAACAACGAACAUAUCUGUCGGCAGGCCUGCCCUCGUCAUCGAACUAAACAGAAAAAAACAGAAUAAAAUUAAAAUUAAUUAAUAGCAACUUAGCUUAGAAGUAGUAUCCAAGAGGGCAGCAAAUGAAUUCUCAGGUUUAACCUUACUUUGUUUUACUAAUUUCAUAUUUUGCUAAUCAGAUUGCAUUUUCUCCCCUUAUUACCCUUGUAUUUUACUUACAGGACUAUAGUACAAUUUACCUGAAUAGGCAACCUAAGAGGUGACAGCCAAAUACAUUGAUUCAAAAUAAAAAAAUUAAAAAGUAAUUGUUAUUUUGCUGACAUUGGGGCUUACUAGUAGAAUUUAGAUGGAAGGGAGCUUACUAGUGUGUUGGUCUAGUUUUUUGUUUAUCCAUUUUAUGUUAACUGAAUAUGCUAAUUUAUUUUUUAUUGACUUUUAAAUUUUCAGUUGUUGAGUUUCUUAAUAAAUUCUGAUUUAUAAAUGGCUUCCACGAGAAAGCUGAGAAUUCUUUGCAUUCAUGGCUAUCGUCAAAAUGCACACACUUUUAAAGAUAAAACAGGUGCUUUCAGGAAACUUCUGAAAAACCAUGCAGAAAUUGUUUACAUAACUGCACCUCACAAAGUUCCUCCAGGAAAUCUUGGAAGUGCUGCUUGGACAGGCCAGCCUGUUUCAGAUAAUCCUCCUGAUGAAAAAGCAGAAGAAAGAGGUUGGUGGUUUUCCCGUGAAGAUGAUUACUUUAAAUCAACUGAAUACAGUGAUGUAUCAAAGGGUUUUCAAACCUCUGUUGACCAGAUUGUGGAAUUCCUUGAGGACUCCAAGGAUGGGAACUUUGAUGGAAUUCUAGGCUUUAGUCAGGGUGCAUGCCUUGUUUCCAUGCUUUGCAGAAUGCAGCAGAAUGGACAGAAAAACUGGUUUAAGUUUGCUGUGCUCAUAGCAGGCUUCAAAAGCAGGUCUUCCAACCAUGAAAUCUACUACCCAAAGGAUGUUUGCAUCCCAAUACCCACGCUCCACGUCUAUGGUGAUGGUGAUCAAAUUGUCUCAGCAGAAAUGAGUGAGGAACUUCUACAAUACUUUGAGGACCCUAAGUGUUUAACGCAUCCUGGUGGGCAUUUUGUUCCAGCAUCUGGUUCACAAAAGAAAACGUAUCUUGAAUUUUUCACUGAAAUGGUGGAUGUUUGUGGUAUAUCCAGCGCUGUGAAAAGUUAACUCAUGUGACUGGUGUAAUCAUAAAAUAAAUUACCAAAACUGUGAUGAUCCUGGUGUCAAGUGAUAUUUAAAAAAUUAAUGACCAUCUGGAACCUUAAAGAAUUUAAUAUUUGUGAGAUUAUGAAAAGAAACAACAACCUAAGAUCGCUAUUAUAGUUCAUGUAUUUAUUCAUGUCAUGUCCCCUCCAAUGGUUAUUGAGCUGACGCAGCAACAAGGCAAAAUACUGACAACAUUCUAAUUUUCCAAAGUAUAAUGGGUAAACAAUUGAAAUGUUAAAUACACUAACACAAAAUUUUCAAACUUUUAAAAAUAAAUUUUGAAAUUUGGGUGAUCAAAUAACUUUGUUCAUUUUAUAACAGGCAUUUUCAAAUAAUUAUUCAGGCCCAUUUGAUUUAAUAAACUUUCUAUUUUAAGACAAGCAUUUUCAAAUAGGCCCAUUUCAUUUAAUUAACUUGAAUACAAGCAGUCUGUUUUCAGAUCUUUGUGCCAACAGUGUGUCAUACACAAAUGUAUUGCUAUCAAACUCAUUACAUUGGCAGGCAGGAGAAAUAACUCCAUGACCAGUAAAAUAAAUCUUAAAAUUGAGAAUGUUGAAAAAUGUAUAAACUCUUUGAGAUGGGUCUAUGGACAAACACCCUCCACCCCCCUUUGACCUCAUGCAUAUGAGUUCCCAGAUGAUAAUUGGUUUGGUGGGGGUUGUAAGAUCUUGUGGAGGACUUGUACAGAGUUGGCCUCAUGAAACGAUGUAUCUUCAGUUCAAUAAGUAUUCCAUCUUGCAGAAACCACAAUGUAAGCACCCAAAAAUGAUUGAGUCCUGGAUGUGUCCAAGCCAGACACUGAAUAGAAAUUUUGCUCUGUCACCCAUAUGACUCACAGGCACACAUACUAUUUCAUUUCACAAGCUGUGAUGCACCUGUCUUUACAUGGCCAACCACAUAUCUUUAUAUUUGAUGGUGUCCCAUCAUUAUCCUACAACACUAUUUUGAAUUAAAGUACUUAAAAUCUUAUCAAUUAUCAAAUUUUGAAAAACGUAAGUUACAUUCUCGAACAACAUUUUAAAAAUGUUUCUUUUGAGCUAAAAUAUUUAUUACACUACUGUACAUUUAUUUAAGAACUAAUACCUUUUAAAUAUCCCUCAGCUAUAUCCUAUAAAGAAUGCUUCUAUUUUUAGAAUAUUUUUUAUAAUGUUUAUAUGUUCAAGAAUAGAAUGUUAAAAUUUAUUGAAGGCUUGCAUAACAUACAAAAUAAAGUUGAUAGCCACAAAAGUGGGGACUGGCAAACAUUUAUGAUUCUUCUUUUUUGUGUAUCCAUACUGGUAUAAAUAAUUAUGAUCUUAAAAAUUGAAAUGAAAUACUAUGUCAUGAUGAACAACACAUGUAACUGCUAUUAUGAAAAUUUAGCAGGGCUGUAUGCCCAUUGUCUCAUAUGGCAUUGUUGCCUUACUAUGAGAGUUGUCUCAUAUGGCAUUGUUGCCUUACUAUGAGAUAAAUGUAUGUGUACUUGGAAUUCCUUUAAAGGUAAUACAUGGGCAUUUUCAUUUUAAUGAAAUCAUAGUACAUAACAUAAUAAUAAUUUUUUGAUCUUGACAUUAUAAAGAAAAAAAUAGAUCUACUGCUUCAGCAUGGAAGAGGCAAGUACAUGCUCUUAAGUAAUGUGUUACCAAUAUCAUUUUGAUAAUAUUUUACAGUAAUAAAAUAACAUUUUUAUACAUGUCUUAUACAUUUGGCAAUCUUGCACUUAUUUUAUACUUAAUUUUUGUUAUAAAAUAUAACAAAUUUGUAAAAGACACCCAAAAAAUCAGUUUUGAGACUUAAAAAAAAUUUAAAAAUCUGUACAAAUAAAUGGUGAUUGACAUAUCAUGCAUUAAUAAUAUAGACCUAAUCAUUAUGCUUGAAUGAAAUCAUUUGAAAUCUCAACAAAUCCUAAAAUAUACUUAAGUCUUGGGUUAUCUCACGAGGUCUCCCACAAAUUAAAUGAAUCAUGGCCAAUAUUUAAAAAUAAAAUAAUGUUUGGCAUUGCUGUGCCUCAGAGUUCAACACCAUCUCUAUCUGUUAAGUGAGUAGUCACAGUAUGCUACUGAACAAUGAGGACACUCUUGACAGAAAUGGUUAAAAAAUACCUUGAGUAACUGAAUGUUCGUCCAAUUUAAUUCUCUCACCAAAAUGUAAUAGGUACUGUAACUGAAAUCCAUUUGGCCCUGUUCUAAUUGUCAUUCAUUGCUCCUAGUUUAUUACUUUAAUUAACUUAAAUAACUAAAAAUAGACUAAACUGGUCACCUGAUAACCAUUUCUCUCAUCAAAAUUUAAAUUUAAAAAAUAAAUUAAUAUAGGGGUCACCUAAAUAACACUGCACAGCCACAGAAUAACCUGUUAAUCCAGGGGCUAUAUUUAGAGAUGAUGAUUGCAGUAUAGGAUUCAAAGAUCAUUUAUUUUACUUUUAUGAAAACUUCCUGAUCUAAAAAUGUAAUGUCUAUAUAAGAGCUUUUAUUGAUUUUAGCUAAAUACAAAAUCUGGCCCAGGGGUCGGUAAUGAAAAAAAAAUAGAUGAACAUAAAACUACCAGUGAAUUAUUGGUUCGGGUUAUAUAUAGGUACAUGUAAAUGUAACAUUUAAUACAUCACAAAAAGAUCAUUUUUAUGUGAUCAUCAAGGCUCAAGAGUAGCAACAUGCAAACACAUAAAACAAAAUGCCUGCCAUUAAGACAGCAAUGUGGUACCAUCACAUUAUUCAGUCUUGGUUUCAACUUGUCCUGAAGAUAUAGAUGCUACAUUAAUUUAAGUUAAAAAUGAUGAUGUUCAGUAUCCUAUACUAUAAAAUAAAAUAAAAAAACCCACCAAAUAUGAUUCCAUUAAGUUGACUUAAACCUAAACACCAGGGUUUUCCUCUUACUCCCUGCUACACAUGUUCAGCCACUACCUCAAAUGUAUAGCAUCUUAAAAGGAUCUCAUCCAUUAUUUCAUACACUGUAACUAUAGCCCAACAGUAAGACAAAAUCAUGCCAUUCAAAUAUUCUUGUGUUCAAUUCAAGAGUAUUGUGUUUGUUGGUGUUCACAGGUGGGUUGGUUUGGUCAUUUUUUUAACCAAAUAAUAAACAUUGAAUUUCGACAAUAUAUAUUUUUAAAAAAAACAAUCACUAAAUAAAAUAGCUGAUAGUUCCAAAAUGUUAACAUUUGGGUAAGUCCAGGAGACCAUCAUUACAAAAUGUCAACAUUUCUAUGUAAACAAGGACUCCAGUGUUAUACCAGCCGGUACCAUAAACUAAUGAACUCCUUUUGUUGAACCAUAAGAAAACAUGUUAUCUCCUAGUGUAGCUUGGCUCAACAACAUGAUACAAUUGGUCCCUUAGAAUCGUUUUCUCUUUAAAUAAAUAAAAACUAUCUGAAAAGUUUACACUACUACUCACCGACUAGACAGUAAAAUGAAGUUUAUAAAAACUGUUUGACUUGACUUACAAAUACAAUAAUAGAAGGCAUCUCCUAUUCCAUUUCAAAUGUUAUAUUAUGGACAAAAAUAGAAACUUUUUUUCCAAACGGCAAUACAUGUUUCCAAUGGGAUGGUUAUUUUUUUAUGGCAUGGCUAUUUAUUUUCAUUCAGAAAAAUAAGGAAAAGGGAACAAUACUUUUAACAUUCGUUUAUAAGUGCAAUAAAAAUGAAUUCUCUCCCUUUUUUCAGUCAAACCACUGGUGAUGACAGCAUGAGAAGGGUAAGUUCUCUUCCAAAGGGCUCUGAUCAUUGUAUGAGAAAUAAGGAUUUUUCUUUUUUUUUCUUUUUUUUUUACUUUACCACCAGAUUUCAAACGGCCAAAAGAUUUGAAGUUAAAAGUACGGUAUAAAAUAUGUAUUUUGUGGUCUGUGAAGAUGAGGAAUUUCACAAGUGACACGUGGUGCUGAGACUGAGCAUGAUAAUUCUCACUUGUUGAGAAUCCUAAAACUAAAUCCCUGCAUGCUUUUUGUUUUUAAAUGUGUUUCCAUGCACUUAUAUAUAACACAUGAUCUUAGCUGUUGCUGAAUCUGAUCAUUUUCUGAAAUAAAAACAACAGCAUUCAAUGUAGGAAGACACCAGAGUAGCUUCUUAUGAAUGGGGUCAAAUUCCUUUUUUAAAAAAAAAAAGCUGUCAUAGACAUAUAGAUAACUGCCUGCAGUCAAAAAAAAAGUAAUACCAACCCUGGGAAUGUAAACUGUUUGCUUAACUUCAGAAAGUUAUUCUAAUUCCCAACAAGAAUAAAUCAAUAAGAGAACUUUUUCAGCUGUUUCAGGCAAUUUUUUUCUUUAAAAAAAAACAACCUUUACCUUAGGAAAAGUUUGCUUCAAACACAUUCUUACCUUUGUAUGUGUGCUACACCUCACCUGCACAUUUUGAAGAAUGGGGACAAAAAAAAAAAGAGAAAAAAAAAUCUGGUAACAAGAAAAAUUCUUUACAUCAUGCAGUGUUAAUAUAAAAGAUAA
This is a messenger RNA of Lymnaea stagnalis (great pond snail), 6735 nucleotides long. The record is from the annotation of a GenBank genome assembly. Lineage: Eukaryota; Metazoa; Mollusca; Gastropoda; Lymnaeidae.